Zerene cesonia (dogface butterfly) is the source of this 760-nucleotide messenger RNA. It is a transcript of the gene Mettl5, whose product is annotated as rRNA N6-adenosine-methyltransferase METTL5. The coding region runs from base 38 to 676 and encodes 212 amino acids. Gene Ontology annotation, molecular function: rRNA (adenine-N6-)-methyltransferase activity; nucleic acid binding. Gene Ontology annotation, biological process: rRNA methylation. The record is from RefSeq and is a predicted model, not a curated record. The transcript has 4 exons. NCBI's taxonomy places the organism in Eukaryota, Metazoa, Arthropoda, Insecta, Lepidoptera, Pieridae.
UAUUACCUGUAUUGCCAAGAUUUGAUAACAAGUAACCAUGUCAGCCACAAUGAAAUUAAAGACGUUGGAGGGACAUUUGUUGUCAUUAUCAGGAUUUUCUAAGCCCAAAAUUGAAUUUGAACAAUAUGAAACUCCGGCACACAUAGCAGCAGUAGCCUUGUAUACAAUUCAGACUCAAUUUGAAGGCAUAGAAAAUAAACUUAUUUUGGAUGCUGGCUGUGGACCAGGGAUGUUGUCUAUAGGGGCCUCACUGCUUGGUGCAGGAGUUGUUAUAUCUGUUGACAUUGAUGAUGACGCUUUAGAUGUCCUCUGUGAAAAUGUUGAAGAUAUGGAAAUUGACAAUGUUGAUGUGGUUCAAAGUGAUUUUCUAAACUCUGAUAUGAAUAGGUGGGAAAACUACUUUGACACUGUCUUAAUGAAUCCACCCUUUGGUACAAAGAACAAUGCAGGCAUAGACAUGAAGUUUCUAAAAAUGGGGUUGGAUCUUAGUAGUGAUAGUGUAUAUUCCAUGCAUAAAUCAACAACUAGGUCAUACAUUCAAAAGAAAAUUAAAGAAUGGGGUGUUAAAGGCAGUGUAGUUGCAGAACUUAGAUACAAUCUGCCAUCCAUGUAUAAAUUCCAUAAACAUCAAUCAAAGGAUAUUGCGGUAGAUCUGUGGAGAUUACAUCACUCUUAAUUCAGAAAUUCAGCUAAAGGAAAGGAGGAUGAUUAAUGAAAUAAAACCACUUUUGUAUUGUACAUUAAAAUGUAUUUGAAAAAU